This is a messenger RNA of Zymoseptoria tritici IPO323, 1523 nucleotides long. Its product is annotated as Ca2+-modulated nonselective cation channel polycystin. The transcript has 2 exons. NCBI's taxonomy places the organism in Eukaryota, Fungi, Ascomycota, Dothideomycetes, Mycosphaerellales, Mycosphaerellaceae. The record is from RefSeq and is a predicted model, not a curated record. Bases 246 to 1523 code for a protein of 425 amino acids.
UCUUGCUGUCAACCGACCUGCACAAUCUCCAUUCACUGUCGCGAAUUGCCGGAACACCCAGACGGCACGACAGCCACGACUAACUGCGAUUAUUACUCCCUCCGCGCAAUUCCCACCGAAGACGACAGCUGUCAGCAAGAUUCACGAGAGCUCCAAGAAACGAUUCCGAACGAUCAAGAGGUGAAAUUGCAGCGGAAGAUAGUGGUGGAAACGACGCGUCGAAACAAGCAAUACAACAAGCAAACAUGGCUACGGCCGAAGUGAGCAGCACUCCGCAGGACCGACCACAUCGUCGCCGUCCGUUCGCGAACCUCGUCAAGCGCUUAGCCAACUUCAAAAAUGGCGAUGACAAGGACAAGAAGAAUAAAAAGCUCGGCAAAAACAACCCAUACCCUCUAUCGGCAGUCCAACAGCCAUCACAAGAACCUCCCGCCAGACCUCAACGAUCCGUGAGCAUCCAUCAAGCCUACUCUUCCGCCUCGUUCGGAUCUGUGCCUACAAACACAGCUCCCGAACAUGAUCGCCCCGCACCGUCUCAUUCAAACAAGUCCGGCGCACCGACAGUCGCAAAUACUGUGCAUUCUGAUGCCGCAAACUCGGGCGCGGCCACCACAACCACUGCGGCGGGCGCUACGGAUGGGACAAACGGAGGCGGCAACAGCACUUUCUCUUCGCCAGCCCACUCAGUACGCUCUUUGACGACAACUCUCACGACGAUCCAGUCAACGAACAAUACCUCCACUCCAACCAACCAUACCACCCAUGACUCCUCACAACCCAUGGGUUCGAAUUUCUCCCACCAAUAUCCUGUUUCCACUCAGACCGCCUCUGCGAUCCCGCGACAUCUCCACGACACUUCCUCCCAGCCAGGAGGUCCUCCCACGACAUACACCUCCGCAACAGCCAAUAACCUCCUCACCGACAACGCAUCCAUCCUCACCCUCGCCUCAUCUAGCAAGCGUAGGCGAAGAAGAAGUAUGGACACCGAUGCCUCCGUUCGUGCACUCGCCCCGUCGUCAGUCUUCGGCGGUAGUCGCGAAAGUCUGCCACUCAGCGUGCUGUCCGGGAAUGAGGUCAGGAAUAGCAUGAGCGGAAUGCCCACAGGCGCAGGCGAAAGAGCAAGCAUCUACUCCUCAAGCGGACUCAUCGCAAGCGAGAGGAAUUCAUACUACAGCAAACAACAACAAGACGCCAAGUCGCUUCGGUCGGUCAGCAAUCUCCGCGGCAUGGGAGGAGGUGCGGUCACGCCCACGUCCGCGCCAGGUGGAGGACUUGGUGGAGCGCAAGCUGAUGAUGCGAGGAGCUUCUCCAUGCGCUCGGGACAUGGUGGAGGUGAGGGCAGGUUUGGAGCGGAUGCGAGGAGUUUGAGGAGUUUGGAUGCGAGGAGUGGGUUGAGCUUGGGAGAGAGCACGUAUGCAGGAGGUGGGACUGGAGGCGCAAUACAUGCGAGAAAUGGGAGUUUGAGCGGCAUCGUGGCAGAGGAGGUGGGCAGGCCACAGCACCAGGACGAUGAGAGGGAUUGA